ACGAAAGCGGAGAUGUAAGCUUCCUAAAAAUCUACGCUUUCGUGCCUCUUCUCUGCGGACUCAGAUCUCUGUGUGUCUUGCGCGUCUGUGUGGGCACGCUAAGCAUACAGUCUACCAUGGCUCUAGAGUCUAGCGCCAGCGGACUUUUACGGACCGGAAGAGUCCUUUCUUUAAGACGGCUCGGUCGGCACUUCCGGAAGUGCUGCGCAGGGUUCCGGGAGAGGGCUGGCGGGAGAGGGAAAGGCGGCUAUUGACGCGGCAGCUGGAGAAUGAAGAAGGAGCAUGUUAGUCACUGUCAGUUCUCCGCGUGGUACCCACUUUUCCGAAGCCUUACCAUCAAGAGUGUCAUCCUCCCGCUUCCUCAGAAUGUGAAAGACUAUCUACUUGAUGAUGGGACUCUGGUGGUCUCAGGAAGGGAAGAUCCGCCAACAUGCUCCCAGUCAGACAGUGGUAACGAAGCAGAGGAAACACAGUGGUCCGAUGAUGAGAGCACAGCCACACUUACGGCACCAGAGUUUCCUGAGUUCAACACUCAAGUCCAAGAAGCUAUCAAUUCGCUGGGGGGUAGUGUCUUCCCUAAGCUUAACUGGAGUGCCCCAAGGGAUGCGUACUGGAUAGCGAUGAACAGUUCCCUGAAGUGUAAAACUCUCAGUGAUAUCUUCCUGCUUUUCAAGAGUUCUGAUUUCAUCACCCAUGACUUCACACAGCCGUUUAUUCAUUGCACUGAUGACUCUCCAGACCCUUGUAUAGAGUACGAGCUUGUUCUCCGAAAAUGGUGUGAAUUAAUUCCUGGGGCUGAAUUCCGAUGUUUUGUCAAAGAAAAUAAGCUUAUUGGUAUUUCUCAGAGGGAUUACACACAAUACUAUGAUCAUAUUUCUAAGCAAAAAGAAGAAAUUUGCAGAUGCAUUCAAGACUUUUUCAAGGAACACCUACAGUAUAAAUUCUUAGAUGAAGACUUUGUGUUCGAUAUAUACAGGGACAGUAGGGGGAAGGUGUGGCUCAUUGACUUUAAUCCAUUUGGGGAGGUCACAGACUCACUGUUGUUUACUUGGGAAGAGCUAACAUCUGAGAACAACCUACGUGGUGAGGUCACUGAAGGAGAUGCUCAGGAGCAGGAUUCUCCAGCCUUCCGUUGCACAAACAGUGAAGUCACAGUGCAGCCCAGCCCCUAUCUGAGCUUCGGGCUGCCCAAGGACUUUGUAGACCUUUCCACCGGGGAGGAUGCUCACAAGCUCAUCGAUUUCCUUAAGCUGAAAAGAAAUGAGCAAGAGGACGACUGAGUGCUGCUUGGAGAACAGGCCAAGAGGGAAGCAGCUCUGGCAGAGGCCUCGCCUAGAACACAGCGAGGGGCAGGUGGUGGGCAGGGUGCAAAAUCAUUGGCUUUUAUAUUCAUGUGUAUUUACCUGGAAAAAGAGGGAGGGCCUUUGGUACUUGUAAAAAAAAUAACAUAAUAAAUAGAUCUUAAACAUAAGGAAGCCUACUGUGAUGGUUUGUAUAUGCUUGGGCCGGGGAGUGGCGCUAUUAGGAAGCGUGGCCUUUUUGGACUAGGUGUGUCACUGUGGCUGUGGGGUAUAGCACCCUCACCCUAGCUGCCUGGAAGCCAGUAUCCUGCGAGCAGCCUUCAGAUGAAGAUGCAGAACUCUCACCUUCUCCUGCACCAUGCCUGCCUGGAUGCUGCCAUGCUCCCACCUUGAUGAUAAUGGACUGAACCUCUGAACCUGCAAGCCAGCCCCAAUUAAAUGUUGUCCUUAUAAGAGUUGCCUUGGUCACGGUGUCUGUUCACAGCAGUAAAAACUUAACUAAGACACAUACUGCUCUGAAAAUAAAAUAACUUUCUAUG
Mus musculus (house mouse) is the source of this 1840-nucleotide messenger RNA. It is a transcript of the gene Cdc123, whose product is annotated as cell division cycle 123. NCBI's taxonomy places the organism in Eukaryota, Metazoa, Chordata, Mammalia, Rodentia, Muridae. Gene Ontology annotation, molecular function: magnesium ion binding; ATP binding. Bases 270 to 1280 code for a protein of 336 amino acids. The transcript has 13 exons. Gene Ontology annotation, cellular component: cytoplasm. The record is from RefSeq and is marked validated. Gene Ontology annotation, biological process: eukaryotic translation initiation factor 2 complex assembly; protein folding.